This is a messenger RNA of Physeter macrocephalus (sperm whale), 945 nucleotides long. RefSeq names its product acyl-protein thioesterase 1-like. The transcript is spliced from 2 exons. Gene Ontology annotation, molecular function: carboxylic ester hydrolase activity; palmitoyl-(protein) hydrolase activity. Gene Ontology annotation, cellular component: cytoplasm. The record is from RefSeq and is a predicted model, not a curated record. Gene Ontology annotation, biological process: protein depalmitoylation. Lineage: Eukaryota; Metazoa; Chordata; Mammalia; Artiodactyla; Physeteridae. Bases 1 to 825 code for a protein of 274 amino acids.
AUGACACAGACUAAGAGCACACGCCUGAGCACGCGCCUGUGGGCGGGCCGGACUCAGCGCUCACACCCCCUUGGGCUGCGGCCCAGUGCCCGCUCCGCCUUCCACUUCCGAUGCGCGGUCAGUGGAGCCGGUGUAUGUGCGGCAAUAACGUCAGCCCCACUGCCCGCCAUUGUGCCCACCGUCCAGAAGGCCACCGCCGUGGUGAUUUUCCUUCAUGGAUUGGCAGACACAGGGCAUGGGUGGGCAGAAGCCUUUGCAGGUAUCAGAAGCGCCCACAUCAAAUACAUCUGCCCGCAUGAACCAGUUAUGCCUAUAACAUUAAAUAUGAACAUGGCCAUGCCUUCUUGGUUUGACAUUAUUGGGCUUUCACCAGAUUCACAGGAAGAUGAAACUGGAAUUAAACAGGCAGCAGAAAGUGUAAAAGCUUUGAUAGACCAAGAGGUGAAGAAUGGCCUUCCUUCUAACAGAAUUAUUUCGGGAGGAUUUUCUCAGGGAGGAGCUUUAUCUCAGUACACGGCACUGACCACACAGCAGAAGCUGGCUGGCAUCACCGCUCUCAGCUGCUGGCUGCCCCUGCGGGCUUCCUUUCCACAGGGUCCUAUCAGUGGCGUGAAUAGAGACAUUUCUAUCCUUCAGUGCCAUGGAGAUUUGGAUCCUUUACUUCCCCUAAUGUUUGGUUCUCUUACUGCUGAAAGGCUAAAGACAUUGGUAAAUCCAACCAAUGUAACCUUCAAAACCUAUGGAGGCAUGAUGCACAGUUCAGGUCAACAGGAAAUGAUGGCUAUCAAGCAGUUCAUUGAUAAACUCCUACCUCCUAUUGAUUGAUGUCACUAAGAGGCUUUGUGGAGAAGUGCACACCAGCAUCAUCGUCAUAGAGUAUAAAGUUUUUUCUGUGCCCGAUCUUGAAACCUCUGAUGUUUGCAGUGUUAAAAUGUUUUGCAAAUA